Messenger RNA from Fukomys damarensis (Damara mole-rat), 3219 nucleotides. RefSeq names its product chordin (gene Chrd). Lineage: Eukaryota; Metazoa; Chordata; Mammalia; Rodentia; Bathyergidae. The transcript has 22 exons. Gene Ontology annotation, biological process: multicellular organism development. The coding region runs from base 1 to 2832 and encodes 943 amino acids. Gene Ontology annotation, molecular function: protein binding. The record is from RefSeq and is a predicted model, not a curated record.
AUGGCGAAACGGGCUUGGACAAGUUGUAGUGGAGAAGAAAACACUGUCUCCACCGAGGGAAACAGCGCCUGUUUCUGGCAAAGUCCCGGUCCUGGGGAGUUUUCACAUGCGGACAACUCCGGAUGGAAAGGCAGUGAGAGCCAGGGCCAAAGGAAGAAGGGUGCUGUGGGCCCAGAACCGUCGGACAUCUUGCACUCACUUGAUCUUUUCCGCGUUCUCUGCGAUCAGCCUCAGUGGGGUCGUCGCGGGAGGGGCCCUAGCAGGGUCAGCUGCAAAAACAUCAAGCCCGAGUGCCCAGCCCUGGCCUGCGGGCAGCCUCGCCAGCUGCCGGGACACUGCUGCCAGACCUGCCCCCAGGAGCGCAGCAGCUUGGAGCCGCCGCCAAGCCUGCCCUUCGAAUAUCCGAGGGACCCGGAGCACCGCAGUUACGGCCACCGCGGAGAGCAGGGGGCCGAGGAGCGCGCGCGCACCGACGGCCACACGGACUUCGUGGCGCUGCUGACCGGGCCGAGGUCGCCGGCUGUGGCACGUGCCCGGGUCUCGCUGCAGCGCUCCAGCCUCCGCUUCUCCAUCUCUUACCGGCAGCUGGACCGCCCCAGCCGGGUCCGCUUCUCAGACGCCGCGGGCAGCGUCCUAUUUGAACACCCUGCAGCUCCCACCCGAGAUGGCCUGGUCUGUGGGGUGUGGAGGGCAGUGCCUCGGUUGUCCCUGCGGCUCCUUAGGGCAGAACAGCUGCACGUGGCACUCGUGACACCUGCCCACCCCUCAGGGGAGGUCUGGGGGCCUCUUAUCCGGCACCGGGCCCUGGCUGCAGAGACCUUCAGUGCCAUCCUGACUCUGGAAGACUCCCAGCAGCAGGGCACAGGGGGCAUUGCUGUGCUUACCCUCAGCGACACAGAGGACUCCUUGCAUUUCCUGCUGCUCUUCCGGGGGCUGCUGGAACCCAUGAGUGCAAGACCAGCCCAAGUUCCUGUGAGGCUCCAGAUUCUGCAUAAGGGGCAGCUGCUUCGCGAACUCCAGGCCAACACCUCAGCCCAGGAUCCUGGCUUCGCUGAGGUGCUGCCCAGCCUGACAGCGCAGGAGAUGGACUGGCUGGUGCUGGGGGAGCUGCAGAUAGCCCUGGAGAGAGUGGGUGGACCAGAGCUGCGCAUCAGUGGGCACAUUGCUGCCAGGCAGAGCUGCGAUGUCCUACAAAGUGUCCUUUGUGGGGCCGAUGCCCUGGUCCCUGUUCACACGGGUGCUGCCGGCUCCGCCAGCCUCAUACUGCUAGGAAACGGCUCUCUGGUCUACCAGGUCCAAGUGGUGGGUACGGGCAGCGAGGUGGUGGCCAUGACCCUGGAGACCAAGCCUCAGCGGAGGAAUCAGCGCACUAUCCUGUGCCGCAUGGCUGGACUCCAGCCCGGAGGAUACACGGCUGUGGGAAUCUGCCCUGGGCUGGGGGCCCGAGGGGCUCAUAUGUUACUGCAGAAUGAGCUGUUUCUGAAUGUGGGCACCAAGGACGUUCCAGACGGGGAGCUGCGGGGGCAAGUGGCCACCCUGCCCUACAGUGGGCACAGCGCCCGCCACGAGACAUCGCCUGCACCCCUGGCAGGAGCCCUGGUGCUGCCCCCUGUGCAGAGCCAGGCAGCAGGGCACGCGUGGCUCUCCCUGGAUACACACUGUCACCUACACUAUGAAGUGCUGCUGGCUGGGCUGGGCGGCUCAGAACAGGGCACUGUCACGGCCCACCUCCUAGGGCCUCCUGGGAUGCCAGGGCCCCAGCGGCUGCUGAAGGGAUUCUACGGCCCCGAGGCCCAGGGUGUAGUGAAGGACCUGGAGCCCGAGCUGCUGCGACACCUGGCACAGGGCACUGCCUCCCUGCUGAUCACCACCAAGGGGAGCCCCCGGGGGGAGCUCCGAGGGCAGGUGCACAUUGCCAACCAGUGUGAGGUGGGGGGCCAGCGCCUCGCUUCGGUCAGUGUGGAGGGGCUGCGGACACCUGGUGCUUUGGAUGCAGCUGCCCAGCACACGCUGCCCGCUGCUCCCGCCCCCGAGGCCCCUGCCCCUGCCAAACCUGGAGGCUCAGGCCGGCCCCGAGACCCCAACAUGUGCUUCUUUGAGGGGCAGCAGCGCCCCCACGGGGCUCGCUGGGCACCCACCUACGACCCACUCUGCUCCCUCUGCACCUGCCAGAGACGGACGGUGAUCUGUGACCCCGUGGUGUGUCCACCCCCCAGCUGCCCACACCCGGUGCAGGCCCCUGACCAGUGCUGCCCAGUGUGCCCCGAGAAGCAAGACAUCAGAGACCUGCCAGGGCUGCCCAGGAGCCGGGACCCGGGAGAGGGCUGCUACUUUGAUGGUGACCGGAGCUGGCGGGCAGCGGGUACCCGGUGGCACCCUGUUGUGCCUCCCUUUGGCUUAAUUAAGUGUGCUAUCUGCACCUGCAAGGGGGGCACUGGAGAGGUGCACUGUGAGAAGGUGCAGUGUCCCCGGCUGGCCUGUGCCCAGCCUGUCCGGGCCAACCCCACUGACUGCUGCAAACAGUGUCCAGGGUCCCACCCCCAGCUGGGGGACUCCAUGCAGGCUGAUGGCCCCCGGGGCUGCCGUUUUGCGGGACAGUGGUUCCCAGAGAGCCAGAGCUGGCACCCAUCAGUGCCCCCCUUCGGGGAGAUGAGCUGUAUCACCUGCAGGUGUGGGGCAGGGGUGCCCCACUGUGACCGGGAUGACUGCUCCUUGUCGCUGUCCUGUGGCUCGCGGAAGGACGGUCGGUGCUGCCCCCACUGCGUCCCCCGGCAGCCGGCCCCCGAAACCAGGACUCUUCCAGAGCUGGAGAAAGUAGCUGAAGGCUCCUAGGGAGCAGCCGGAAGGCCGCGUGACCAAGAGGAGGGGCCUGAGCUGGGGGAAGGGGCUGCGCUGAGGACGCUGCCUUCUCCUGUGCCUGUGCGGGAGCCCAGUGCCUUUAGCUCCUCCAUUCUGCCUCUUCUCCCUUCCCCACUACCUCUGGGAACCACAGCUCCACAAGGGAGAGAGGUGGCCAGGCCAGGCCAAGGCCAAGGCCACAUCCACUCCAGCGCUGCCCUGCCGCCCUCUGGGCUCUGCCCUGGAAGCCCCGCCCAUUUCUUUUUGUACAUAUGUCACUGCUUGUUGGGAUUUUUAAUUUAUCCUCACUCAGCACCAAGGGCCCCCCCAUUCCACUCCUGCUGCCCCUGAGCUGAGCAGAGUCAUUAUUGGAGAUUUUUG